Messenger RNA from Staurois parvus, 483 nucleotides. The record is from the annotation of a GenBank genome assembly. NCBI's taxonomy places the organism in Eukaryota, Metazoa, Chordata, Amphibia, Anura, Ranidae.
CACCGGGCAGGACUCCGGGCAGCGGCACACCGGGCUGGACUCCGGGCAGAGGCACAUCGGGCUGGACUCCGGGCAGAGGCACCAGGCGAAGCAGCAGGCAGCGGGCCACCAGGCGGAGCAGCAGGCACCGGGCCCCCGGGCGGAGCAGCAGGCACCGGGCCCCGGGCGGGGCAACAGGCACCGGGCCCCCGGGCGGGGCAACAGGCACCGGGCCCCCGGGCGGGGCGACCGGCAUCGGGUCCCCAGGCGGGGCGACCGGCAUCGGGCCCCCAGGCGGGGCGACAGGCAUCGGGCCCCCAGGCGGAGCGGCGGGCACCGGCCCCCAGGCGGAGAGGGGGCGCCAGGCCCCCAGGCGGGGCGGCGGGCGCCGGGCCCCCAGGCGGGGCGACAGGCAUCGGGCCCCCAGGCGGGGCGGCGGGCGCCGGACCCCCAGAUGGAGCGACAGGUCUCGGGCCCUCAGGCGGAGCGGCGGGCGCCGGACCC